UGUUCCAGCUGUGGUGUGGAUGCAUGAAUCACUGAUUUCCUACUAGGAGAGUUUAUCAUUGAAAACAGUGAUGUCUGUGAUUUUGGACGAGGAUCUUUACUGCUCCAUCUGCCAGGAUACCUUCAGGGAUCCUGGCAUCCUGUUCUGCAGCCACAGCUUCUGUAGGUCCUGCAUGGAAAGCUGUUUGCAUGGUAAAGACAUACUGGAGUGUCCUCUUUGUAUGAAGAGUAGAAAAGUUGCUCCAAAGCCAGAGGUUAUCUGCCGUCUCCACGGUGAGAAAUUCAAACUCUUUUGCGUGGAGCACAGGGAGCCUUUGUGUCUCGUUUGUCAGCAUUCAGAUGAACAUGCUGGACACAGAUUCAAACCAAUCAGUGAAGUCGCUGAGGGGCAGAAGAAAGUGCUCAGAAAGGCCCUGGGGCCCUUACAGCAGAAGCUGAAGGUCUUCAGAGAGGAGAAAGGAAACCUGAAUGAGACGGUGAAGCACGUUAAGCUCCAGGCUGAACAGACGGAGGGACGGAUCAGGGAGCAGUUCAGGAAGCUACGUCUGUUUCUCCAGAGGGAAGAAGACACCAGGAUUGCUGCUCUGAGGACAGAAGAAAGCAAGAAGAUCCAGAAGUUAAACCUAAAGAUUGAUGCCCUCAAUAAAGAGAUUGCUGCUCUUUCCCGGAGCAUCAAUCAAACAGAAGGAAUGCUGAAAGCUGAGGAUGCUUUGCUGCUGCUGAAAUUCAAGACUGCUGUGCAAACUCUCCGACAGCGCCCCCUGCUGGACGACCCGCAGCCCGUCUCAGGAGCCCUGAUAGAUGUGGCCAAACACCUGGGAAACCUCCCCUUCAACAUCUGGAACAAGAUGAAACAUCUGGUGUCCUACACUCCUGUGGUUCUGGACCCGAACACGGCCAACUUUGAGCUCAUCCUGUCCGAGGAUCUGACCAGGCUGAGAUGCGGACAGAAACAGAACCUCCCAGACAACCCAGAGAGGUUCGACUUCUUCCGCAUCGUCCUGGGCUCUGAGGGCUUCAUGUCAGGAAUCUACAGCUGGGACGUUGAUGUUGGAGAAAACACAGACUGGUUUGUGGGCGUCGCUUCACAGGGAGUCCAGAGGAAAGGAAUUCAUCCCACCCGUCUGUGGAGAAUAGGGUGCCUGGAUGGGGAAUAUGUCGCUCGGGCCCUAUCAGAACCUUCCCUUGUUCUGUCUCCAGUCGGAAAGCUAAGCAGGAUCAGAGUCCUUUUGGACUGGAACAGAGGGAAGCUGCUGUUCCUUGACCUUGAUACCAACACACUCAUUCACACCUUCUCAUAUACAUUUACAGAGAAACUCUUCCCAUAUUUCAACACGCUGAAUGAAACGCCACUGAAGAUAAUCCCAGAAAAGUUCUUUGAAAACCUGAGUUGAAAUAGAAAUCAUUGGAGGCAGUUCUGGAGAACCAGCAUCACAAACAUACAGAUGGAUGGAAAUUACUUACUGGAAGAAUUUAUUUAACACUUAAAUCUCAGGGCUUAUUAAAUAGAUAUAUUUAAAUAAAUGUGUAUUUAGAUAAAGUCAUUUGAACUGUAAACGAAAACAUAAAAUUUGCACCUAAAGCCAGGCAUACACUGUACGAUUUUUUACCCAUUUUGGGCCGAUUCUCCAGUCGUGCGAGGAUUGCACGA
Cyprinodon variegatus (sheepshead minnow) is the source of this 1650-nucleotide messenger RNA. Its product is annotated as nuclear factor 7, ovary-like. The transcript has a single exon. Gene Ontology annotation, molecular function: protein binding; zinc ion binding. The coding region runs from base 71 to 1393 and encodes 440 amino acids. Lineage: Eukaryota; Metazoa; Chordata; Actinopteri; Cyprinodontiformes; Cyprinodontidae. The record is from RefSeq and is a predicted model, not a curated record.